Messenger RNA from Penicillium manginii, 447 nucleotides. RefSeq names its product tyrosine protein phosphatase LTP1 (gene ltpA). Bases 1 to 447 code for a protein of 148 amino acids. The transcript has a single exon. Lineage: Eukaryota; Fungi; Ascomycota; Eurotiomycetes; Eurotiales; Aspergillaceae. Gene Ontology annotation, molecular function: protein tyrosine phosphatase activity. The record is from RefSeq and is a predicted model, not a curated record.
AUGAGCCCCCCCGACUCACGGACCAUGUCCACCCUCCGCCGACAUGGCAUCACCAGCUACCACCACGCCGCGCGAAAAGUCAACAAGAGCGACUUUCUAAAAUUUGACUACGUGCUCGCCAUGGACAAAUCCAAUCUGCGCGAUCUCCUGGAUACCCGCGAGUCCGUCAUCAAUUCAUUGAACCGAAAGGCCGAUCCCAAGUCUUCUGCCAAGAGCACCCGAGCCGCGCGGGACGCUGCGCUGGGCGCUGCUGGUGAGGACGCCAAGGUCGCCGAGGUUCGCUUGUUCGGUGACUUUGGUCGUGGUGGAAAAUUACAUGAUCGUGUGGGUGGUGGGGAGGUUGUGCAGGAUCCCUAUUACGGUGGCGCCAACGGUUUCGAAGAGGUCUAUCAACAAGUCGUGAGGUUCUCGCAGGGCUUUGUGGAUUAUCUGGAGAGCGAUGAGUAA